UUUCAAUGAAGAAAUGGAGCAUAUUGAUAUCCACACUUAUGUCAGAGAACUAUUCCGUAUCUUUAAAUAUCCCUUGGGAGGACAAAAAACAAAAUAUUCAAUAAACAUUUAAAGCAUUGCAAGACGUUAACGAGGAAAGAGCUGAAGAAGAUUUGGUUCUCCUAGAAAAAUUAAUACACCAUGACAAAUUAUUAAAAGUAGACAGAGAGAGCAAUAAAGUGUCCUUUGUAUCAGAGGAGGUCCGACAUCAGGUGAUGGGAUACUUUGUAUUGAAUUGCUUAGAAAGCAAGGAAGAUUACGAGCAUUAUCAAAAUCUGUCCUCAGUGGACUCACUUUUAGAAUAUGCACGCCCAUUGACAUACAAGAGAAAGGUGACAGAACGCUGUUUAUACCUCCCAAAUGGGACGGAACAGUACAUCAAAAGACUUGGUGUAGACGUCCUACGGCAUACAUUUAUGGGCAAUCUGAAUAUGGAUAAUCAAAAAUUAUCUUCAAUGCUUAACAUACCAGAAGAAGUACUAAGAUGGGACUAUGAUGCUCGAUGUAGAUACGUAGCCUGCGCUAAGAAAGGGACCCAAACAAUUCAUAGAGCUCGUGCAAUGAUUGUUGGUUGUGCUGGAGCUGAAAAAACAACACUUUUAAGGCGACUGCAGCAACGAAGUUUUCAGGAGUUACGACAAAUACAAUCGACCGUAGGGCUGGAAGUGUAUGACAACUUAUUUGAAGUAGACAAAGAUCGAAAGAGUUUAACAGGAUUGGAGGAAGCUGUUGAUACAGAAAAUAAGUGCUUACUAAGUGUUGUGGACUUUGCUGGACAGUGUGCGUAUUACGCCUGUCAUCAGGUCUAUCUCAGCAGAAGAGCUUUUUAUCUUCUUGUUAUCGAUAUGUCAAAAAGAUUUGAUGAAAAAGUUGAUAAAGCAUUGUGUGAACAGGAAGGAACCAUGUUUGCAGAUUGGACAUUCGGACACUUAAUAUUUAAAGACUUUGACAAGUGA
Molecule: messenger RNA, 995 nt
Organism: Saccostrea cuccullata (small rock oyster)
Lineage: Eukaryota; Metazoa; Mollusca; Bivalvia; Ostreida; Ostreidae
Product: probable serine/threonine-protein kinase pats1
Exons: 4
Coding region: 255-995 (246 amino acids)
Source: RefSeq, a predicted model, not a curated record